This is a messenger RNA of Capra hircus (goat), 1261 nucleotides long. It is a transcript of the gene AZGP1, whose product is annotated as alpha-2-glycoprotein 1, zinc-binding. The record is from RefSeq and is a predicted model, not a curated record. NCBI's taxonomy places the organism in Eukaryota, Metazoa, Chordata, Mammalia, Artiodactyla, Bovidae. The transcript has 4 exons. Gene Ontology annotation, biological process: immune response. Gene Ontology annotation, cellular component: external side of plasma membrane. Bases 32 to 997 code for a protein of 321 amino acids.
AUUCCCAUAGCUACACCUGGCUCUAUUCUCCAUGUUGUCUGCUGCCUGCUCCAGGACCGGGAGAAGUCCAGAACCUUCCAGCUGGACGGUGAGCACGAUGGUGCCUGUCCUGCUGUCCCUGCUGCUACUUCUGGGCCCUGCAGCCCCCGAGGAGACCCAGGCUGGGAAUUACUCUCUGAGCUUCCUCUACACCGGGCUGUCCAAACCCCGUGAGGGCUUCCCCAGCUUCCAGGCCAUUGCCUACCUCAAUGACCAGCCCUUCUUCCACUACGAUAGCGAAGGCAGGAGGGCCGAGCCCCUGGCGCCGUGGAGCCAGGUGGAAGGAAUGGAGGACUGGGAGAAGGAGAGUGCCCUUCAGAGGGCCAGGGAGGACAUCUUCAUGGAGACCCUGAGCGACAUCAUGGACUACUACAAGGACAGAGAAGGGUCUCACACCUUUCAGGGAGCAUUCGGCUGUGAGCUCCGGAAUAACAAAAGCAGUGGAGCAUUCUGGGGGUACGCCUACGAUGGCCGGGACUUCAUCAAGUUCGACAAAGAAAUCCCAGCCUGGGUCCCUCUGGACCCAGCAGCUCAGAACACCAAGCGGAAGUGGGAAGCAGAGGCAGUCUACGUGCAGCGGGCCAAGGCCUACCUGGAAGAGGAGUGCCCAGGCAUGCUGCAGAGGUACCUGCCCUACAGCAGGACCCACCUGGACCGACGAGAGUCUCCCUCUGUGUCGGUCACCGGGCACGCGGCCCCGGGGCACAAGAGGACACUCAAGUGCCUGGCCUACAACUUCUACCCACGAAGCAUCGGGCUGCACUGGACACGGGCAGGCGAUGCCAAGGAGGCUGAGUCAGGGGGCGACGUGCUCCCCAGCGGCAAUGGCACUUACCAGUCCUGGGUGGUGGUGGGGGUCCCCUCUGAGGACCAAGCCCCCUACUCCUGCCACGUGGAGCACAGAAGCCUGGCCCAGCCCCUCACUGUCCCGUGGGACCCACGGCAGCAAGCCAAAUAGUCACCCUUUCUGUGCCAUGAGAGAGGUGGGCGCUACGAGCCGCUGUCAACGUCGUGGGCCAGGCCCAGGGGACGGACGGCAGUGGAUUCCGGGUGGUGGAUUUGAGAGGGAAGACUUGAAUGCGGAGCGCUGAGCCGUCUCACGGCCAACCAUCCUUGCAAAUAACCCAUUAUGUAAUCUGCAAAAUCAAAUCAGUAUCAUUGCCUUAUGGAAUGAUUAUUUUUAAACUGCAAAGUGCUCUAGAAAUGUGGGAGUUUGUCAUUA